UUUUGCUUUUUUUUUUUUGUUUCUUUCUUUCUUUAGUUGAACAUGGUAUCCAUUGCAAUUCUUGUUCUAUUGUGUCUUCAGUUUGUUUAUGCUGAUUUCCCAAAUGAUAUGUUUUAUCAUCAUCAUCCCGACUUGAUUGAUGCUGAUAUCAAUCAACAUUUCAGUCAGCCUAAUAACAGACUUGCUCAGCCUGACUCAAAUCAAGUCAUAAAUGCUUAUAACAGUGAUCCUUAUGGUAGAAAUGACUAUGGUUAUGCAAGAAAUGACUACUCCUAUGCUAGAAAUGCCGCUUAUGAUUAUGGUCGUGCCAACUAUGAUAACAAUGGUCGUGCCAACUAUAAUAACAAUGGUCGUGCUAAUGGCAAUAGCCAAAAGAUUGCUUACAAUGAAGAUGGUAGUAUUAACUGGGAAAGAAGUAAGGCUGCAGUCAAUCGUAACCAAGCACAACAGGAUGAUUAUCCCUACGACUCUCGUCAAUCUUCAGGUGGACAAGGCGAUUCGUUUCAUGAGGAACCUGGUUUUGUGGGUGGUCUUCGUCUGGCUGGAGCAUUGCCUGAUGAUGGUUAUCACCGUGGUGAAGGAACGUAUUAUGACCUUGAGACACAUGUAGGUAGUUGUGGUAAACAAAGUCAGAAUAUGGAACUUGUAGCUGCUGUCAAUGCACAAGAAAUGGGUCAAGAAGAAGGAAGUCAAAAUCCUCAUUGUGGUCAACAAAUUGAAGUGGUUGGUCCCAGUGGGAAAUCCAUUCAUGUCACUGUAGUCGAUAAUUGCAAAACAUGUCAAACGGGAGGACUUGACCUUAGUCCAGCAGCUUUUGAAGAAUUGGGUGAUUUUAGUCAUGGUUCAAUUCCUAUCAAAUGGAAGUUUAUUGAAUAAAUUUUUUUUCUUUUUCUUCUUC
Molecule: messenger RNA, 898 nt
Organism: Gilbertella persicaria
Lineage: Eukaryota; Fungi; Mucoromycota; Mucoromycetes; Mucorales; Choanephoraceae
Product: RlpA-like double-psi beta-barrel-protein domain-containing protein-containing protein
Exons: 4
Coding region: 43-876 (277 amino acids)
Source: RefSeq, a predicted model, not a curated record